Messenger RNA from Jaculus jaculus (lesser Egyptian jerboa), 2791 nucleotides. It is a transcript of the gene Mpzl2, whose product is annotated as myelin protein zero like 2. The record is from RefSeq and is a predicted model, not a curated record. Lineage: Eukaryota; Metazoa; Chordata; Mammalia; Rodentia; Dipodidae. Gene Ontology annotation, cellular component: membrane. Bases 163 to 807 code for a protein of 214 amino acids. The transcript is spliced from 6 exons. Gene Ontology annotation, biological process: cell-cell adhesion.
GGGCGUGAGUCACGGCUGGCUCGCUCUGCGCACCUUUCCGCAGGUGAGGGGCCCGGGACCGCCGUGCCCGCUCCUCGCAGCCUGCCCUCCAUCCUCUAGGCGGGGUGCUGGAGCCCUGGGUCUGCCCGGUCUGGUCUCUGGGGCCAGGUCUGGCUUUCCCUCAUGUAUGGCCAGAGCCCUGCGCGUGUGGUGCCACUUCUCCUGGGCUUACAGCUCUCAGCUCUUUGUCCUGUAGCCGUGGAAAUUUACACCUCCAGGACGCUGGAGGCUGUUAACGGGACCGACGUGCGGUUAAAAUGCACUUUUUCCAGCUUUGCCCCCGUGGGUGAUGCGCUAACGGUGACUUGGAACUUCCGUCCUCGAGAUGGGGGGCCGGAACAGUUUGUGUUCUACUACCACAUGGACCCCUUCAAACCCAUGAGCGGGCGGUUCAAGGACCGGGUGGCCUGGGAUGGGAACCCUGAGCGGUAUGAUGUCUCUAUACUCCUUUGGAAGCUGCAGUUUGACGACAAUGGGACGUACACCUGCCAGGUGAAGAACCCACCUGAUGUCGACGGACUGAUAGGGACGAUCCGGCUCAGUGUUGUGCACACGGUACCCUUCUCUGAGAUCUACUUCCUGGCCCUGGCCAUUGGAUGUGCUUGUGCACUGAUGAUCAUAAUAGUGAUCGUGGUAGUCCUCUUCCAGCAUUUCCGGAAGAAGCGAUGGGCUGAAAGAGAUCAGAAAGUGGUGGCAACAAAAUCAAAAGAAGAAGAAAAGCUACAACAAGAAAACAAGGUCUCUGUUUAUCUCGAAGAUACAGACUAACAUUCCCAGAUGGAAGCUGAAGAUUUCCAAGGACAAGGACUCUAACAUUGCUUGAAGACAAUGGAAACUUUCUUUUGGCUUGUCCAGUUAUAACCUGUCUUCCAGCAAGUUCUGCAGCACAUACUCACUGAGAUGAACAACGUCCUUCUGUGGGCAGAACAGGCUCUCCCUGAACAGAUACCACCAGACUUACACACAUUUUCAUUAUUAAGGUUUUAUUUAGCCAGGUGUGGUGGCGCACACCUUUAAUCCCAGCACUUGGGAGGCAGAGGUAGGAGGAUCACCAUGAGUUCAAGGCCAGUUUGAGACUACAUAGUGAAUUCGUGGUCAGCCUGGGCUAGAGCAAGACCCUACCUCAGGAAUAAAAAAAAAGGAAGGAAAAUGAUUUUAUUUAAUUUCAGAGUAUACAUUAGCUUUUGUAAACUAAGAAGCCACAUUUCACCCUCCAACAUUCCUUAUGAAAUAUGAGUUAUAAAUGCGUUUAUUGGCAUCAAAAGGGAUAAAAGCCAGCUUGUCUGUUAGAAUAUUUCCUCUCAUAUUAGUUUCUUUAGGGAAACACUUUUUUGCUAUUACAGUUAAUGUUUACUCUCCUUCCUUCUCACACAUUAAUUAAAAGGUGAGCUAAGUUUCCCAGCCAUUUUUGAUUAAUACUAAACCCCAUGUUCUCACUGGUUGGCUUGAUUUUUAUGAUUUGUAGUAAACCCUAAGUUCACAUUGGCAGGUUUGAUUUUUAUGGCUUUCAAGUAAUGGUCAUAUCUCAUUUUAGUGAAUUUCUUUCAGUAUCCUAGGUGAUAGGGUUUGUCAUUCUUUUGUCAAUGAAUCCAAGGUUUACAUGUGAUAGCACAAGUCUCAAUUGAACACUAACUAUAAAAGGUUACAAAAAUGCUAAUACAUUGCCACCUCAGGAUGAACCAUUCAUCACCUUUUUUUCUGUAUUGUGAAAAUCAUCAGUAGGGAAGGUAUUUACUCAAAAGAGAUUGAAGAGUUUACUGUGUUCUCACUCAUUCUCACCCCUUCAGUUAUCUAGAACAGAAUGAAGUCUGUGCUCAUUUGCAGACUCAAAUUAUUAAGCAGUUGAAUUGAAGCAGUCUGAAAUAGUACGUUACAAUUAAAAAAAAAAUUAAGGCUGGUAAAAAAGGUCAACCCUAAAUGAUAACAAUUUUGUGCAGUAUUAUAUAAAGCUCUGAGAACUGGAAGAAAUUAUUUAAAUUGUUAUUGUUUCUGGCUGUAAUUAAUCUUAUUUUAAGAGAGUUUGGUAUGGACCAAAGAAAUUUAAAAAAUACUUUAACUGAAUGAAACCAACUUUAUUCCCCUUCCCUCAUAUUUGGUAGAAAAGCAGGUUUUACAAGUGGGUUAUGUAAAGAAGAAUGCUUGUUAAAAAGUGUCUAGUUACUGGUAUGUGUUCAAACUUAAGUCAGAGUACUAUUUAUUCAAAAGAUAGAAAAUGUAAAAAAUUAGGCUAGAGGUAAAUUUUUACAGCUUGAUUUUUAGUUUUCAUUGGCUAGGCAUAAAUAGGUAUUAUUUCUUUUAACAAGGUGGAAUUUUCAAUAGAUUAUACUUCAAGAUGCUGGACCUUGAUAUUUUCCAACAUUAUUUUUUUUAAAUUAGCAUAAUUUACAAGUUAAAUCUUGAUUCUGAAACUCAUUCUAUACCUGUCUUAUUCUGCCUUUUGUAGUGUCUAUGGAAGUCGUUUUAAUACCCAGUUUUGAAGCUAAAAAUCAGAUUUAAAGUCUCUAGCACACAUUUUACAUUUUAUUUAUAACUUCUAUAAAUGUAACUGGAUUUUCUUCAUAUAGUCCAGAUGAUGUUCUAUAAGUGUAAUGAAGUAGUUAAAAACUCAUGGAGAAUUUUUUCGAGUUAUUUGUAGAAUAUGUCUUGUCUUAAUUCUCAAGAGGUAUUAUAGCCUUAUUGUUUAGUGUCUCCUUCCUAAAGAGCACUUUUGUAUUGUAACUUAUUUUUUAUUAUGCCUUAAACACUAUGUAAA